AUGGCAGAUAACCAAGAUAAUCAGAAUAAAAAGUUGUUGAGUGACUAUGCAGUGUCGAAUGUCAAUGGUGCUCAACCCAGUAUUGUGAGACCUACAGUCAAUGCUAAUAAUUUUGAGAUUAAGCCUGGUCUUAUCCAGAUGGUGCAGCAGGAGCAGUUUGGUGGAGGACCUGUUGAGGAUCCACAUGCACACCUUGCCAAUUUCUUGGAGAUUUGUGAUACAAUCAAGAUAAAUGGAUUUGAUGGUGAAUCUUUGUAUGAAGCCUGGGAGAGGUUUAAGGAUUUGCAGAGGAAGUGUCCAUAUCAUGGUCUUCCUGACUGGCUGAUUGUACAGACUUUCUAUAAUGGAUUAAUACAUUCAGUUAGAAUUACCAUAGAUGCAGCUGCAGGAGGUACUUUAAUGAGUAAGUCAACAAAAGAGGCAUAUGAGUUGUUAGAAGAAAUGGCCUCUAACAAUUAUCAGUGGUCUAAUGAAAGAGGCAUGCCUAAGAAAGUUCCAGGUAUGUAUGAUGUAGAUGGCAUAAACAUGUUGAAUGCCAAGGUAAGUGGUGAGACUAUAGUUGGUGAUGAAGUAGACUAUGAAGAGGUGAGCAAGAAGGUCAGUGAAGAAGUUGAGGACCUAGCCAAGACAACAUCCCCACUACCACCAGUCGAACCUUAUGUUCCUCCCAUUCCUUUUCCUCAAAGGCUUAAGCAGAAUAAAAUUGAUCAACAGUUUGAGAAAUUUUUGAAAGUGUUUAGGCAGCUUCACAUUAAUAUUCCUUUUGCAGACGCCUUAGCACAAAUUCCUGCAUAUACAAAAUUUUUAAAGGAGAUCAUGUCUAAGAAGAGGAAAUUGGAAGAUUUCGAGACCAUUGCCUUGACGGAGGAAUGCAGUGCCAUUAUCCAGAAUAAGCUUCCACCAAAGCUAAGAGAUCCAGAGAGUUUUUCUAUUCCUUGUACUAUAGGUGAUGUUGAUUUUUCUAGAGCUUUAUGUGAUUUAGGUGCUAGUGUUUCACUAAUGCCUUUAUCUGUGUCUAGGAAGCUUGGAUUGAAGGAGUUGAAGCCUACUACCAUCUCUUUGCAGCUAGCUGAUCGAUCGGUCAAAUAUCCUUUGGGUGUUCUUGAGAAUGUGCUGAUCAAGGUAAAAAAGUUUAUCAUUCCAGUUGAUUUUAUUGUUUUGGAGAUGGAAGAAGACACCGAGAUCCCUAUCAUUUUAGGCCGGCCCUUUCUAGCCACAGCUGGAGCUAUCAUAGAUGUUAAGAAUGGUAGGUUGACUUUGAAGGUUGGUGAAGAAGAGGUAGAGUUUAAUUUAUUUGAAGCUACUAAAUAUCCUUCUUUUACUGAUCAUGUUUUUCGAGUUGAUGUUGUAGAUGAGUCGACCAGAGAGGUUUUUAGGGCUGAAAAUACUAAAGAACCUCUUGAGACUUGUUUAGUGAGUGCAGGGACAAGUAAAGAUGAUAAUCUAGAGGUUGCUAAAGUGGCGUGUGCAUUAGAGGCUACAUGUCCUAAGCCAAAAAAGAGAGGUAUUUAUUUUGAGGAUAUCGGCAAAGGUAAGCCACCCCCUCCCCCUUCUAAUGUGCAAGCACCAGUUCUGGAGUUGAAGCCAUUACCCUCACAUCUCAGGUAUGCAUUUUUAGGUGAAAAUAAUACUUUGCCUGUGAUUGUCAGUGCUUCUUUGUCUGAUGAGCAACUUGAUAAAUUGAUACGUAUUUUGAGAUUGAGAAAAAAAGCCAUAGGAUCGACUAUAUCAGACCUUAGAGGAAUUAGCCCUUCAUUGUGUAUGCAUAGAAUUUUAAUGGAGGAUAACCAUAAACCUAUUGUCGAAAAUCAGAGACGGUUAAAUCCUAACAUGAAAGAAGUAGUUAGGGCUGAAGUUCUUAAAUGGUUAGAUGCAGAGAUUAUUUAUCCUAUAUCUGAUAGUUCAUGGAUUAGUCCAGUGCAGGUGCUUGAGAGACUUGCUGGGUAUGCGUAUUACUGUUUUUUAGAUGGUUAUUCAGGGUUUAACCAGAUUUCUAUAUCUCCCGAAGAUCAAGAAAAGACCACCUUCACUUGUCCUUAUGGUACUUUUGCAUUUCGUAGGAUGCCUUUUGGUUUGUGUAAUGCACCUGCUACAUUUCAACGUUGCAUGAUGGCUAUUUUCUCUGAUUUUGUUGAAAAGAUCAUGGAGGUUUUCAUGGAUGAUUUUUCUGUUUUUGGAUCUUCUUUUGAUAGUUGUUUAGAUAACUUGUCUCGAGUUUUACAGCGCUGUGAGGAGACCAAUUUGGAUGUUGUGUUUGAUUUUGAUAAGGACUGUUUGAAUGCUUUUAACAAGUUAAAGCAAGAGUUGGUGUCAGCACCAAUUAUGGCAGCCCCAGAUUGGAGUUUGCCUUUUGAGCUAAUGUGUGAUGCUCGUGAUUUCGCUUUGGGUUCCAAGGUGAUCGUAUAUACGGACUAUUCAGCAAUCAAGUACUUGCUGAAAAAGAAAGAUGCCACACCGCGUUUGAUUCGGUGGGUGUUGUUGCUUCAAGAAUUUGAUCUUGAGAUUCGAGACAAGAGAGGCAUGGAGAAUGUGGUGGCAGAUCACUUGUCUAGAUUAGAGGGGCAGUCAAGAGCAGAUGAGGUGCUCAUUAAUGAAAGCUUUCUAGAUGAGCAGUUGUUGGCAGUUUCAGUCAUCCCCUGGUAUGCUGAUUUUGUGAACUAUUUGGUGAGUGGCAUUGUUCCCCCUGAUUUGAGCUAUCAUCAGAAGAAAAAGUUUUUGUGGGAUGUGAAGCAUUAUUAUUGGGAAGAACCGCUACUCUAUAAACACUGUGCAGAUGGGAUGAUUAGAAGAUGUGUGCCCCAAGAUGAGAUGCAGGAUAUACUUGACCAUUGCCAUUCCUUGGAGUGUGGUGGACAUUUCAGUACCUCUAAGACAGUUGCAAAGAAUGAGAUGCCCUUGACCAAUAUCCUGGAGGUUGAACUAUUUGAUUUAUGGGGAAUUGAUUUCAUGGGCCCAUUUCCUUCUUCUUUCAAUAAUCAGUACAUUCUGGUAGCAGUGGAUUAUGUGUCUAAAUGGGUUGAAGCUACUGCAACUCAGACUAAUGACUCUCGGGUGGUGAUGAGAUUUGUGAAGAAAAAUAUUUUUUCAAGAUUUGGUGUGCCGAGAGCUAUUAUUAGUGAUGAAGGCUCUCAUUUUUGUAAUCGGUCAUUUGAGGUUUUGUUGAAGAAAUAUGGGGUUACUCAUAAGGUGGCACUUUCCUAUCAUCCCCAAACAAAUGGGCAAGUGGAACUUGCAAAUAGGGAAUUGAAGCAAAUUUUGGAGAAAACUACUUGUCUUUGGAAAGUCUUGUCACUUACCAGUGAAUUAGAACACAGGGCCUAUUGGGCAAUCAAGGAGUUGAACAUGGAUUUGAAAGCUGCGGGAGAAAAAAGAUUGUUACAGUUGAGUGAGUUUGAGGAGUUUAGGUUGGAUGCUUAUGAAAAUACUCGGAUUUACAAGGAAAAGAUAAAGCAUUGGCAUGACAAACAUCUUCAGAUUAGAAACUUCGAAAUUGGGCAGCAAGUAUUACUCUUCAACUCAAGACUUAAGUUAUUUCCAGGCAAACUUUGUUUUAGGUGGUCUGGCCCAUUCACGGUAACGAAAGUGUAUCCAUAUGGUGCUGUUGAGGUACGUAGUGAGGUCACUGGUGCAUUCAAGGUUAAUGGGCAGCGUUUGAAGCCUUAUCUUGCUAGUAAUGUGAUUCCUAAAGGAGUGAUUUACUCUUUGAAGAAUCCUACCUAUGGUUGA
This is a messenger RNA of Phoenix dactylifera (date palm), 3726 nucleotides long. The record is from RefSeq and is a predicted model, not a curated record. Lineage: Eukaryota; Viridiplantae; Streptophyta; Magnoliopsida; Arecales; Arecaceae.